Molecule: messenger RNA, 1590 nt
Organism: Neogale vison (American mink)
Lineage: Eukaryota; Metazoa; Chordata; Mammalia; Carnivora; Mustelidae
Product: solute carrier family 2, facilitated glucose transporter member 3-like
Exons: 10
Coding region: 24-1511 (495 amino acids)
Biological process (GO): D-glucose transmembrane transport
Cellular component (GO): membrane
Source: RefSeq, a predicted model, not a curated record
UGGAAAAGAAUUAAAUUAAGGCCAUGGGGACCCAGAAGGUCACCGCGCCUCUGAUCUUUGCCAUCUCCAUUGCUACUAUAGGCUCUUUCCAGUUCGGCUACAACACUGGAGUCAUGAAUGCUCCUGAGAUGAUCAUAAAGGACUUCAUCAAUUACACCUUGGAGAAGAGGUUGGAAGACCCUCCCAAUAAGGUGUUACUCACUUCCCUCUGGUCCUUGUCUGUGGCCAUCUUUUCCGUUGGUGGUAUGAUUGGCUCCUUCUCCGUUGGACUCUUCGUUAACCGCUUUGGCAGGCGCAAUUCAAUGCUGAUUGUCAACCUCCUGGCGGUUGCUGGCGGCUGCCUUAUGGGGUUCUGCAAAAUUACUGAGUCGGUUGAAAUGCUGAUCCUGGGCCGGUUAGUUAUUGGCCUCUUCUGUGGACUCUGCACAGGUUUUGUGCCCAUGUACAUUGGUGAGGUCUCUCCGACUGCCCUUCGGGGGGCUUUCGGUACUUUCAACCAGCUGGGCAUUGUCAUCGGAAUCCUGGUGGCUCAGAUCUUUGGUCUGAAAGUCAUCAUGGGGACAGAAGAACUUUGGCCCCUGCUUUUGGGCUUCACCAUCAUUCCAGCUGUCCUGCAAAGUAUAGCCCUUCCGUUUUGCCCCGAGAGUCCUAGAUUUCUGCUCAUCAACAGAAGGGAAGAGGAGAGUGCUAAGGAGAUCCUCCAGCGAUUGUGGGGCACCCAGGACGUGAGUCAGGACAUCCAGGAGAUGAAAGAUGAGAGCGCGAGGAUGGCACAAGAGAAGCAGCCCACGGUGUUGGAGCUCUUCCGGUCGCGCAGCUACCAGCAGCCCAUCAUGAUUUCCAUCAUGCUCCAGCUAUCCCAGCAGCUGUCUGGAAUCAAUGCUGUCUUCUAUUAUUCAACAGGAAUCUUCAAGGACGCAGGUGUUAAGGAGCCCAUCUAUGCCACCAUUGGCGCGGGUGUAGUUAAUACCAUCUUCACCGUCGUCUCUCUGUUUCUGGUGGAAAGGGCAGGGAGGAGGACUCUGCAUAUGAUUGGCCUUGGAGGGAUGGCUGUUUGUUCCAUCUUUAUGACCAUCUCCUUGUUGUUGAAGGAUGACUAUAACUGGAUGAGCUUUGUUUGUAUCGGGGCUAUCUUUAUCUUUGUGGCCUUCUUUGAAAUUGGCCCGGGCCCCAUUCCCUGGUUUAUCGUGGCCGAACUCUUCAGCCAAGGACCCCGCCCAGCUGCAAUGGCAGUGGCUGGUUGUUUCAACUGGACCUCCAACUUUCUCGUUGGGCUACUUUUCCCUUCAGCUGCAUUCUAUCUAGGAGCCUAUGUUUUUAUCCUCUUCACUGGCUUCCUCAUUAUCUUCUUGGUCUUCACCUUCUUCAAAGUCCCUGAGACCCGUGGCAGGACUUUUGAGGAAAUCACACGAGCCUUCGAAGAGCAGGCACGGGAGGCUAACAGAGCUGCGAAGGGCCCCAUCAUGGCGACGAACAGCGUCCAGCCCAUGAAGGAGACUGCCACCGUCUAAGCCAUGCCUCCUUCCCGCCUCCCUCCCAACAUGGAAAAGCCACCUCUCCCCCAGAUGGGGAGAGACCGCAUCAGGUUGU